AUGCCCUUCGACUUCGGCUACGCCGUCAGGGACGACGACAGCGGCCUCGACUUCGGCCACAACUCCAACUCAGACGGCAGACUCACCACCGGCGAAUACCGGGUCGCCCUUCCGGACACUCGCACCCUCGUCGUCCGCUACACCGUCGACCGCCUCGGCGGAUACCAGCCCACGGUCGAGUACGAGGGGGAGGCCCGAUACCCCGAGCCCCAGUCCAGCAGCGGCAGACGGGCGUCCUCGUCGUCGUCGUCAGCAGCAGCCCCAGCUCAGACUUAUUCGGCGCCUUCGCCAGCUGUCCAGAGGCCUAGCUCCAUUUACGGGGCUCCUAACUAA
Messenger RNA from Macrobrachium nipponense, 333 nucleotides. RefSeq names its product pro-resilin-like. The record is from RefSeq and is a predicted model, not a curated record. NCBI's taxonomy places the organism in Eukaryota, Metazoa, Arthropoda, Malacostraca, Decapoda, Palaemonidae. Gene Ontology annotation, cellular component: extracellular matrix. Bases 1 to 333 code for a protein of 110 amino acids. The transcript has a single exon.